Molecule: messenger RNA, 1668 nt
Organism: Capronia epimyces CBS 606.96
Lineage: Eukaryota; Fungi; Ascomycota; Eurotiomycetes; Chaetothyriales; Herpotrichiellaceae
Exons: 7
Coding region: 1-1668 (555 amino acids)
Biological process (GO): transmembrane transport
Cellular component (GO): membrane
Molecular function (GO): transmembrane transporter activity
Source: RefSeq, a predicted model, not a curated record
AUGUCGACACCUUCCGACCACAUCUCAGACUCAGACAAGGUCGCCUUCGAGCCCAAGGCAGACCACCCCGACAGGGAGCAUGGUACCAAGGUAGAGCUGCCCGAGGAAACCCCUCACCUCUCGAUUGGGGAUGUGUUCAGAGGCACCGCUGUCCAUAAAGUCACCCCGUUUGAGCGUAAAGCCGCUUUGAUCAACGCUGAGAUCGACAAGUUCGGCUUCGGCAAGUACCAGAAGUGCAUCUGGCUUUUGUGCGGGUUCGGAUACUUCCUCGACUUGGCCUGGGCACAGGGUGUCGCUCUGAUGGCUUCGGCCGUAUACCAGGAGUUCGGGACACCCUCGGGAAGGCAAGGUCUGCUCUCCACCUGCUCCAACGCCGGACUCAGCGUUGGUGCAAUCGGAUUUGGUAUCAUUUCCGAUCUCAUUGGCAGGAAGUGGGCCUUCAACCUCUCGUGCCUCAUCACCUGCGUCUUCGGCAUACUUCUGGCCGCGAGCAAGAGCAGCUACGGCGCAGUCUGCGGGAUAUACUUCCUAGCGAGCAUUGGUCUUGGAGGAAACAUCCCCAUGGACGCGACCAUCGCGCUCGAGUUCCUGCCCCAGAAUCGCCGCUUCCUUGUGUCCCUGUUGAGUAUGUGGCAACCGAUCGGCAUUGUCUUCGCGUGCGCUGUCGCUUACGGCACCACCGCCAAGUACCGAUGCGACGUGGCUCUGCCCGCCUGCAACGCCGUUGGCAAGGGGGAGGCUUGCUGCAGCCUCUCGAGCAACAUGGGCUGGAGAUACCAGUGCAUCAUCAUUGGUGCCGUGACCCUGGUCAUCUUCUUCGCCCGGUAUGGCAUCUUCAGGUUUCACGAGUCGCCUAAGUUCCUCCUGAGCAAAGGCCGCGAGCAGGAGGCCAUCGAUGUCCUGCACAAGAUUGCCAAGUUCAACGGAGCACCCGAGCCCACGUUGACUGUUGAAGAUUUCCAUGCGGUCAACAGCGCUCUCGGCAUCGACGAGACCCAAAAUACCACUGGUUCCGGCUCUAAGGACGUCAUCCGCCGCGCGUUUAAGAACCUAGGCUUCCUCCGUGGCAUCUUCCUUAGCAAGCUCCAGUGCUUCACCUUUUUUCUUUUGGCCCUGGCCUACAUGGGUGACUACUGGUCUUUCAAUCUGGCCGGCUACUUCCUCCCAAUUGUUUUACUACAGAACAACGUGGACAGCGGCGCGAAUACCGUCACCGCCACCUACCGCGAGUACAUCUAUAUCUACCUUCCCGGGAUUAUUGGCGCCUUCGUCGCCCUUUUCUCUGUCCAGUUGCCCUUGAUUGGUAGAAAGUGGUCGCUGGUCAUCUCGGCCGCGCUACAGGGGCUGUCCAUGGCCAUGUACACCCAGGUCAAAACAACCGCCGGCUAUGUCGGUCUCAACGCUCUCGAGUACAUUAUGCAGACUUAUUUCAACGCGGUGCUGUACGCGUCCGCGCCCGAGAUGUUCGACACGACCUCCCGCGCUAGCGCGAGCGGUUUGCUGUCCUGCCUGGGUCGUAUCGCCGGUAUCGUCGCCCCCUUUGCUGGUCAAAAGUACAUUGACCAGGGUAGGGCCGGUGUCCUCUGGCUCGGCGCCGGCGGUAUCUGGCUCUCGUCUUUUGUCAUGUGCUUCCUCCCCAUCGAGAUGAGAAACAGGCAGAUGUACUAG